CUGGUUGCUUCCGUAGCUAGUAGUGCAUCCAUUCCAGGAUAGGAAAAGUGUAGCAUUUGUAGGCCGAAUCGUCAGCUAAUCCAAUUAUAUAAGUAAUAUAAAGGAUUCGGAUAUCAGUACAAGCUAGUGAUAGACCUGCCAUCGAUAUCCAUUGUUCAGUCUUCAAUUGCAGGGAAGACCAAAAGUACGAUGCUUCUGGGCCGAAAUAAGUUUGGAGGAUUUCGACCGGCUAAGAUACUGAAGCUGGAUAAAAUGGAUGCUCCGGCCACUUCGGACAUUUGCAUCAUCAAUGGAAACUCGCAUCCCGAUUUGGCGAAUCUGAUUGCCAGUCGUCUGGGCGUGAACAAUGGAGGCUGUUCAGUGUAUCAUAAAACUAAUCGGGAAACGAUGGUCGAAAUUGGAGAUUCAGUUCGUGGCAAAGAUAUCUACAUCAUUCAAACUGGUACUAAAGAUGUCAACAACAACAUCAUGGAGCUGUUGAUCAUGGCAUACGCCUGCAAAACGUCCUCCGCAAAUUCCAUCGUCGGCGUAAUUCCAUACCUACCGUACUCCAAGCAAUGCAAAAUGCGCAAACGAGGCUGCAUCGUGUCGAAACUGCUGGCCCGAAUGAUGUGCACCUCGGGCCUGUCGCACAUCAUCACAAUGGACUUGCACCAGAAGGAAAUCCAGGGCUUCUUCGAUUGUCCGGUGGACAAUCUGCGAGCCUCUCCAUUCUUGCUUCAGUAUAUCCAGGAAUCUAUCCCUGAUUAUCGCAACUCAGUCAUCGUGGCGCGUAAUCCCGGCUCGGCCAAGAAAGCAACUUCGUACGCCGAACGUCUACGACUGGGAAUCGCCGUGAUCCACGGAGAGCAGAAGGAAUCGGAAACGGAUGAGGUUGAUGGCCGAAACUCGCCCCCACUGCUGCCCAAAUCUCGCACCAUGGACGUCUCCGGUGGAGUUCCGGUGCACCCGGCUAAGGAGAAGCCUCCAAUUAACGUGGUGGGAGAUGUUGGCGGCAGGAUCGCCAUCAUGGUGGAUGAUCUCAUCGACGACGUACAGUCGUUUGUGGCUGCAGCCGAAGUGCUGAAAGAGAGAGGAGCCUACAAAAUCUAUGUGAUGGCCACGCAUGGACUGCUCAGCCAGGAUGCCCCAAGGUUGAUCGAAGAUUCCCCUAUCGAUGAGGUUGUCGUUACCAACACAGUUCCGCACGAGAUCCAGAAAAUGCAGUGCCACAAGAUCAAAACGGUGGACAUCAGUAUUUUACUAGCAGAAGCAAUUCGUCGUAUUCACAACAAGGAAUCGAUGUCGUAUUUGUUUAAAAAUGUUACCCUCGAGGACUAGGCAAGCCCAAUCUAAAAGACGAUGGGCGCCAAAACUACUGAAUGGAAAACUACAUACUAAAAAAAAACGCCUAUUUAGGAAAGCUGUGGUAACUAAAGGGAAGAAGUAUUACAAUAUGGAACUAAAUAUUUGGGCCAAGCCUGACAGGACGCUUCCCUUGCGAUGCCGCUGCAAAAAGCAAAAACAAAAAUAGUCAACUGCUAUACCUGUUCAGAUCACAUGAACCUCUAUGUUUCGUCUUCGGAAGAACGAUCUAAACGGUGGUUUGAAAUGUUUGAGGGCCACUGCAUUCAUAAUCGAUGAUUUUAAGUACAAUGGAAAUGAUUCACAAUUUAUAUAUUAUACAACACUGAUCACACUUUUUUAAUUAGCAUUUUCAAAAGCAAACAGAAUAUCACUAUACGAAAGCUGAAUAAAGUAUCAUUAUUAAA
Messenger RNA from Armigeres subalbatus, 1751 nucleotides. RefSeq names its product phosphoribosyl pyrophosphate synthase-associated protein 2-like. Lineage: Eukaryota; Metazoa; Arthropoda; Insecta; Diptera; Culicidae. Gene Ontology annotation, molecular function: magnesium ion binding; ribose phosphate diphosphokinase activity; ATP binding. Gene Ontology annotation, cellular component: ribose phosphate diphosphokinase complex; cytoplasm. The transcript is spliced from 7 exons. The record is from RefSeq and is a predicted model, not a curated record. Bases 190 to 1320 code for a protein of 376 amino acids. Gene Ontology annotation, biological process: purine nucleotide biosynthetic process; 5-phosphoribose 1-diphosphate biosynthetic process.